Messenger RNA from Closterium sp. Naga37s-1, 2695 nucleotides. Lineage: Eukaryota; Viridiplantae; Streptophyta; Zygnematophyceae; Desmidiales; Closteriaceae. The record is from the annotation of a GenBank genome assembly.
CUCCUCUCUUCCUACGCCCUGCUUCCCCCUUUACUCUCUCGUCCCUACACCCUUCAUUCCCCUCUCCGCUCUCUGCCUUAUACCCUUCUACCUCCUUUCCCCUCUCUGUCUUACACCCCUCUUGAUUUAUUCUCCACUCUGCCUUACUCCCUUCUUCCACCUUUCCCCUCUCUACUCCACACCCUUCUUCUCCCACCAUGCGUUCUCCCCCUUAUAUCCUGCUAAACCCCAUUUCCCUCUCUUCCCUACACCCUGCUUCCCCCUCUCUCUUCUCUGCCUUACGCCCUGCUUUCCCCUUUCCCCUAUCUUCCCUACACCCUUCUUCCCUCUUUCUACCCGCGCUGCUUCCCUUUUUCCCUAUCUCCCUUUCCCUCUUUCACCCUGCUUCUCCCGUACCCUGCGACGUGCGGAAGCCGCCACCGCCGCCUCGACACUAGACGGCGACUCCCCGCGCGCAGCGGCCGUUGCGCGCGCUGUCGCCACUGCCGUAGAAACCGCUGACCGCGCCGCGCUUCCCAGCGGCGCAGAGCUAGCGGCGCAACUCCAGGAGCAGCCGGCGCAACAGGCGCAGCCGCCUCCGCUGAUGAAAGUUUCCCCCGAGUCCCUGACAUACCCGUCGGGGUUCUUGGGGGGUUUCGGGGAUAACAACCCCUUGCCAGUGGAUUCCAAGGGACACGUGGCGGGUGACGUGGCGGUGGAUAAAGACGCGUAUCUUAGGCAGAUCCUGAGAUCGCGGGUGUAUGACGUGGCGAUCGAGAGCGCUCUGGAGUUCGCGCCGAAGCUGAGCGAGAGGAUCGGCAACCGGGUGUUCUUGAAGCGGGAGGACACCCAGCCGGUAUUUUCGUUCAAGCUCCGAGGCGCGUACAACAUGAUGGCGCAUCUGACGCCGCGGCAGCUGGCCAAGGGCGUCAUCUGCUCGUCCGCGGGCAACCACGCGCAGGGGGUCGCACUCUCCGCCUCCCGACUCCACUGCAGUGCCAUUAUAGCGAUGCCAGUGACGACACCAGAGAUCAAGUGGCGCGCAGUGCAGCGGCUGGGAGCAGAGGUAGUGCUGGUGGGGGACUCGUACGACGAGACACAGGCCUAUGCCAAGAAGCGAGCAGAGGAGGAGGGACGCGUCUUUAUUCCUCCCUUCGACCACGAGUUGGUGAUAGCGGGGCAGGGCACCGUGGGCAUGGAGAUUCUCCGCCAGUGGAGCACGUGCGACCGCACGGGCGGCUGCGGGGGCGGUGCCGGCCAGUGGCGGUUUUUGGACUCUUCCUCAGAGGAUGAACGGGAGGGGCAUGGGAGCAACGGCAGCACGAAUGGGGCUAUAAAUGGCUCAGCAGCAACAGCAGGAGCCGCAUCUGCAUUAUCCUCCUCCUCCUCCUCCUCCUCCUCCUCCUCCUCCUCCUCCUCCUCCUCCUCCUCCUCCUCCUCCUCCUCCUCCUCCUCCUCCUCCUCCUCCUCCUCGUUAUCAUCAUUAUCAGCAGCAGCAGCAGCAGCCUCCCUACUAUCCAGCGAAUCUCCAGAGCAGAAGCAGAUAUCCCAAACAGCAGAUCUGGCUGCUACCUCCCACUCCUCUCCCUUCUUCCCUCCUCCCCCAACUCCUGUGAACAACCUGACAUCGUCACUAUCAGCAAUGCUAUCGCAGUCAGCACUAGCAGCAGCAGGGGAGGGCGAGGGGCUGUGCCACAUGGACCCCUCCAGUCUGCAUGCGGUGUUUGUGCCGGUGGGGGGUGGUGGGCUCAUUGCCGGGAUUGCUGCUUACAUCAAGGCGCUUCAGCCAGAGGUGCGAGUGAUUGGGGUGGAGCCUGCUGACGCUAACGCCAUGGCACUCUCUCUAUACCACGGCCGCCGCGUGGAGCUCUCUUCUUGCGGCACCUUUGCGGAUGGCGUAGCAGUGAGGACGGUGGGGGAGGAGACCUUCCGUCUGUGCCAGCAGCUGGUGGACGGAGUAGUCCUCGUGUCGCGGGAUGAGAUCUGUGCCGCAAUCAAAGACAUGUUUGAGGACACGCGCAGCAUCCUGGAACCUGCGGGGGCGCUGGCACUGGCAGGGGCGAAGGCGUAUUGCCGGCAGUAUGGGCUGAAGGGCGAGGGCGUGGUGGCGGUGGCGAGUGGCGCCAACAUGAACUUUGACCGCCUCCGGCUCGUGUCGGAACUGGCGGAUUUGGGGGCGAGGCGAGAAGCAGUGCUAGCCACUACUCUGCCGGAAAUCCCAGGGGCGUUCAAGCAGUUUGCGAAGCUGGUGGGACCCGGCAUGAACAUCACGGAGUUCAAGUAUCGCUUCUGCUCCACUGAUGCUGCCCACGUGCUCUACAGCGUUGGAGUGCACACAGAGGAGGACCUGGAAGCCAUGAUCACGCGGCUGGAGGAUGGCAGCAUGCCAACGGUGGACAUGACAGACAACGAUCUGGCCAAGGACCAUCUGCGCCACCUCGUGGGCGGGCGCUCGUCCCUCCCCAACGAGAUUCUCUUCCGCUUCGUCUUCCCGGAGCGCCCCGGCGCGCUCGUCAAGUUCCUGGACCAGAUCAGCCCGCGAUGGAACAUCACUCUGUUCCACUACCGCCGCACCGGGGAGAUGAUCGCGCACGUGCUGGUGGGGUUGCAGGUGAUGCCUCACGAGGAGGCGGAGUUCAGAGCGGUGGCGGAUGCGCUAGGGUACGAGUACAGUGAUGAGCGCAACAACAAGGCGCUGCGCAUCUUCAUGCAAUAG